This is a messenger RNA of Belonocnema kinseyi, 3271 nucleotides long. Its product is annotated as toll-like receptor 7. Lineage: Eukaryota; Metazoa; Arthropoda; Insecta; Hymenoptera; Cynipidae. Bases 317 to 3205 code for a protein of 962 amino acids. The record is from RefSeq and is a predicted model, not a curated record. The transcript has 7 exons. Gene Ontology annotation, cellular component: extracellular matrix. Gene Ontology annotation, molecular function: protein binding.
UAUCCAUUCGUCGUCAGCUAGAAAGCAUCUACUACUUUAGAAGAAUGAUGCUUUUAUCUUAGUAUAGAUUCGAUGUUCGAUAGUUCAGUGUUUUUAUUUGCUAAAAAUUGCCAUAUUUGGAAAAACUGAUUAAAAGGAAUUGUUGGAAAAAGUUGCCAAAAACAGAAGAAAUUUAUCAGUCCCGGAAGAAUUGAAAUGAAUCGGAGGCCUCAACUCAAAUAUCUGAUUACCAGAUUGGGAAUGUAGCAAGGAAGACGUUCCAUGGUUUCAGAAAGGUUUUCCAUGAAAGGAAGCUUUUGUUGCAAGAAUUAGUAAAAUGGAACGCAGAAGAUACCUUCUUCUUAUCAUUUGUAUCGUUAUUCCAAUCUUAAUUCUGGGAGACGAUCAAACGAUGGUGUUCGAUGAUACGGAAAUUGAUAUUGAUUUCGAACAAGACCUUUUCGAAGAGCCAUCACCAGAUUCUUAUUGUCUCAGGACAAAUGCUACCAUAUCUCUAAAUCUCAACCACACAGGACUUCAAUUAGUUUACAAAGGCUUCAUCGAUAAAUCCCCAAUAACCUGUCUCACCCUCGAAGGCAAUAAUAUCAUAGUCAUUCCCAAUGGAACCUUCGAUAAUUUACCAAAUUUGACCUACCUAAACCUUGCUAGAAACAACAUAGCUGCUGAAAAAUUACUCUCUUUCGGAGCUCACAAGAAUUUAAAAACACUUAUUUUGGAUGGAAAUGCCAGGAACGACUUUUCUGGAAAAUUUGUCUCAUACGGAAAACUACCGAAUUUAAAAAAUCUCUACCUUCGAAAUAAUAGAUUACAUCACUUAAAUUUCAGUGACAAUUUUCCUAAUCUGACUCACCUAUAUUUAUCUGGAAAUACUGGAGGAAUUGAAAGAUAUCUUCAAAACAUUCCAAAAAGUUUGUUUCAUUUAGAAUUGGAAAAAAGUGACAUUUAUCGAUUCAAUAUUACAUCUCUCCAAAAUAUUUCCUCCCUUUUUAUUGGUGAAAAUAAUUUUAAUAAAUUGGGCUGUUGUGAUGAUAAGUAUAUGAAUCCCGGGAACAAAGAAAGUUUAAAGAUAUUAUCUGUUUCUCAUUGUUAUAUAAGAAUAGUUCAGCCAGAUGCUUUUAAAGGAAGUUACAAUUUAGAAAAAAUAGAUCUUUCUUUUAAUAUGAUAUCCGAUAUUUCGUACACGACAUUUAGUUCACUGACAUUUUUAAAAAUUCUUUCUUUAAGUCAUAAUUUACUUAAUAGAAUUCCUAAAGGAAUUUCACUGUUGGGAUUGAAGAAACUUUUUCUAAGUCACAAUAAAAUUGAAGCUCUACAAGUAGAUUCAUUUAAAGAUUUUACUGGGUUAGAAACUUUGUCCUUAAGAGGUAAUAAUAUAGCCUUUAUACAACCAGAAGUUUUCGCUCAUUUGAAAAAUUUGACUGAACUGGACCUUGCUGAAAACCGAUUGCAGAAACUAUAUAAAGAUUGGGCUCAACCAUUAAAGAAUUUUAAAUAUUUGAAUAUGAAUUCGAACCAGGUUUCUCUGACUGAAUUGCUCUUUUUAAAAAAUUCUUCACUGAAAAAUUUAUUUCUGAAGAAUAAUAGCAUCAAUAGAAUUAAAGUAGAAUCUAUGACAAAUUUACCAAAGGGUGUAACUUUGCAUUUGGGAAGUAUUGUCGUAAGAAAAUGGUCAACAAAUUUGGGAUACGUAGGAAAAUAUGGAAUAUGUAAUCAAAAAACAAUGCUCUGCUUCUCAAUUUUCAAAGUUGAGAAAAUGGCUCGAAACUCAAUUAUUUUGGUGCUUUUGAAAUUCUUCAUAAUAAACAUCACUUGCCAAGUUCUUGUUUUGAAUAAAACACUAUCAGUUCAAACAUACACCCAACAGCUCGACAUACCAAGUGGAAACUGUAACACAAUGAAGAAAAAUAUGACCCUAAAAUUAUCCAAGGCAGAUCUAGAGAAAAUAAACGAUGGAUUCAUGGAAAGUCCCUAUUUAAAUUGCCUAAGCCUAGAAGACAAUGACAUAAGAGAAAUUUCACCAGAAGCAUUCCAAAAUUUACCAAAUCUCUAUUAUUUGAAUCUGGCGAGAAAUUUGAUUCCAACUUCAAAACUUUUUUCUUUUAAUAAGCAUAUCCAUAUAAAAACGCUGAUUUUAGAUGAAAAUAAUCGUCAAAGAAAAGACUGUAACCUAACCAUCGACAAAUCUUAUUUCCCCAGUUUAGAAAACCUGUAUCUUCGGCGAAACGGAAUUUGCAGUAUGACCGCAAAUCUGAAGAAGAAUAUGCCUAGAUUAACCCACCUGUAUAUGACACACAAUAACAUUCAGAAUAUCGAUUUUCUAAAUGUGCCAUCAACUUUGACCCACAUGUACCUGGAAAAAAAUUCAAUUAGAAAAUUUAAUGCUACGAUGAUAAAAAAUAUAGAAUUCCUCGCUUUGGAUGAGAACAAGAUUGAAAUUGUUUGUAAUACAUAUUGUCAUGAACUUUCCCUUUCUUUAAAUAGUGCUACGAAUUUGAAAUAUCUAUCGUUAUCUGGAAAUUGUGUGAAUGAUGUAGAACCAGAUUCUUUUGAUGAAACGUUUAAUUUGACUAAUUUGGACCUUUCUAAUAAUAAAAUUGACAUUAUUAGGAAAGGAACUUUUAAUUCUAUAAUAAAGCUUCAAAAUCUUUCACUCAGCAACAAUAUUCUGAAGACUAUGCCAGAUUUAUCAUUAUUAACAAAUCUUCAAACAUUGAACCUGAGUGACAAUAAAUUGGAAGUUAUUCCAACUGGAGAAUUCGGAAACCUUUUUAUGUUAAAAAUAUUAUCAUUAAGUAAUAAUUUAUUGAAAAACUUAGAAGUGGAAUCUUUUGGAAAUCUAAUCUCUUUGGAGGAACUUUAUCUGGCAAAUAAUGAACUUAAACAUCUUCCAAUAAAUUGGAUUACAUCAUCAGAUAAGCUUCGAAUUUUGGAUCUAAGGGGUAACUGUUUCUCUGAUUUCAGAAGUUUGUCUCUGGGAAAUAUGGAAUCCUUGGAAGUUAUAUUCCUGCAGAAAAAUCCUGUGAAAUAUGUGAAUACAGGGUCGCUAUUCAAUCUUCCGAAGAACGUUUCUAUAUAUUUGGAGAAUGAAUACAGAGUACAAUGUUCGAAAAUUGAGGAAUCGAAGGGAUUGGGUAAUGGAAGUGCUGUUUCGAUAACUAAGGGAUUAUCAACUAAGCGCAUACCCACUGUUGAAAGGGUAGAUUAAUUGGUGAAAGAUAAUCGAUAUUUUCAUAUUAUAACAGUAUGUAAUUGAUGAAUUUUAAUGUGUGCU